AUGAAUAACCCUCCUCAGAUAUGGAAAAACAAAGAAGUGAAAUUUUGUUUGAGACCAUCUCAGACUCAAACCAUUAGAUUAAGAAUUCAUCAUAGGGGACAAUUAGUUGACAAACCUGUUAAAUGGUACGUUAAUGGACAAGUCUCUGAAAUGAAUUGGGAGUGGGAUGUGGAUUAUAUUUCAUAUAUGCAGUUGGAAGGUUUGAUAAGAAGUGAGGGGUAUAUGAAUAUCAAGUGUAUGUGGUACUGGAACCCCAAGUUUAGCUUUUCUCGUGGCCUUAGACCGCUUAAUUGUGACGCUGAUGUGGUAAAAUUUGUUGCGGAUGUCUCUGGAUAUGAAUUGGUUGAUGUGUAUGUAGAGCAUUCCAUUGGUAUUCCUGAUGUGAUUGAUGAGGAAAUAGAAGUUGAAAUUAAUGAUGAUUGUGCUCCAAACUCGGAUGAUGAGGAAGUGGAAGUUAAUGAUGAUUUACCAGUAGGGAGUGAAGACGUAAAUGAUGAUGAUGCUGACUAUGUCGGAAGUGAAGGUGACUUGGACAGUUUUAGUGACACUGAGUAUGAGUGUAGUGAUGAGAUUGUUGACUUAGAUUGGACAACAGUCAUACCUUUUGAGAACUUAGGUGCUAAGGUGAACAAUUCUGAUGUUGAUGAUGACUCUGAUGUGCUGCUUACACCUCCUGAUAGUGAUGAUGAUGAGGAACAUGAGAAGUUUCCGGCUUAUAAAAGUGGAGAGAUAUUCAAGUUUCAACUAGGUAUGAUGUUUAACAAUAAAGAGAUGGUUAGGGAUGCUUUGAAGGAGUAUGCAAUGAAGAUGAAGAAAAAUGUUGCUCUACAGAAAAAUGAUGGAAAGAGGAUGGUAGUAAAAUGUAUCGAUGGUAGUAAAAUGUACAUGAGAAUCACUAAACGGGUAGGGAACCAAUUCUGGCAAGUUGCAAGUUUAAUUGAUGAACACACAUGCCAUAGAACUCCAUAUAAUAGGCAGGCAAAGACAACAUGGCUUGCCAAUAAAUUUGCAGAUAUUCUAAGACAUAGCCCUAACAUGAAACUAGUGGGAUUGAUUGCUGAAGCUGUUGAGAGAUGGGGAGUGAAGUUGUCUCAUGAUCAAGCAUAUAGGGCCAAAAGAAGGGCUAUGGAUUUAAUCCAAGGUGCUGGAAUGGACCAAUUCACCCAUUUAAGGCGUUAUGCACUAGAGUUACUAAAGUCAAACCCUAAUAGUAAUGUUGUGGUGCAAUGUGCUGAUUCUAAUGAAGGCCCUAUGUUUGAGAGGAUUUAUGUGUGCUUAGAUGCGCGUAAGUCUGGAUUUGCAAAAUAUUGUAGGCCACUUAUCGGUUUGGAUGCUUGUUUUUUGAAAGGCGACUUUGGUGGACAACUGAUGGCAGCUGUGGGGAUGGAUAGAAAUAACAAGAUAUAUCCUAUUGCUUAUGCUGUUGUGGAGGCUGAGACAAAAGACUCUUGGGAGUGGUUCAUCAACAUUCCAAUGGAAGACCUAGAAAGCAUAAACCAUAGGGCCUAUGCUUUCAUCUCAGACCAACAAAAGGGCCUUGUACCAGCAGUUCAGAGUGUGAGUUCUCAUGUGGAACAACGCCUUUGUGUGAAACAUCUAUAUGGAAACUGGAAGAAGAAAUAUCCUGGGUUGGAAUUGAAAGAGGUUAUGUGGAGUGCAACAAGGGCUACAACCGUUGCAACAUGGGAGAGGGCAAUGCUAAGGAUGAAAAGGUUGAAUGAAGUUGCUUGGAAGGAAAUGAAAGAUAUCCCGGCACGAUAUUGGAGCAGAUCACACUUCAGGACUUAUUCUAAAUGUGACCUACAGAAUACAGUUGGUGAUUGA
This is a messenger RNA of Vicia villosa (hairy vetch), 1824 nucleotides long. RefSeq lists its product as uncharacterized. The transcript has 5 exons. Lineage: Eukaryota; Viridiplantae; Streptophyta; Magnoliopsida; Fabales; Fabaceae. Bases 1 to 1824 code for a protein of 607 amino acids. The record is from RefSeq and is a predicted model, not a curated record.